AUGCGCGCACCCCUGCCGCCGGCGAGCAACCCCGGCCACCGGAAAAGCUCCACUUUCCUUUCCUCCAUCAUCUCCAUCACCACCUUCUCCACCCUCCGCGGCCUCUUGACUUCGGGAAGUCACCCCUGGAUUGAGCCUAUAUUAUUGGCCGAGGCUUCCCCUCCGGUGCCGUCAUCGGCCGUCCCCGCGCGCCGCCGGCCACCGCCGGAUCUCUCUGCGGCCAUCUGGAGCGCGUGCGGGCCAAGCUUGGACCCGCACUGCCUCCGUGCGCCGCCGCCGCCCUGGGCCGGGCGCGCCGCCUUCCCCUCGACCUCCGGCGCCGUCGCCGCCGUUCCCCGCCGCCCAUGUUGGCUGUGGUGCCGCCUGGGCUCGCCGCAGCCGCCCAGACCCGGAGCGGGCCGAGCUUGGGAGAUCUCUGCCUCCGCGCGCCUCCGCCGCUCCCUGCCGGCAGUACCGCCCUCCAGACACCUCCGGAGACCUCCGACGCGCACCCCCGGACAUCCCCGACCUGCCCCGGCCGCCGCCGUGGCCGCAGCACCCCCCGGACCCGUGCCCUAG
Messenger RNA from Ananas comosus (pineapple), 558 nucleotides. RefSeq names its product vegetative cell wall protein gp1-like. The transcript has a single exon. Lineage: Eukaryota; Viridiplantae; Streptophyta; Magnoliopsida; Poales; Bromeliaceae. The coding region runs from base 1 to 558 and encodes 185 amino acids. The record is from RefSeq and is a predicted model, not a curated record.